Guyanagaster necrorhizus is the source of this 1536-nucleotide messenger RNA. Its product is annotated as SET domain-containing protein. Lineage: Eukaryota; Fungi; Basidiomycota; Agaricomycetes; Agaricales; Physalacriaceae. Gene Ontology annotation, molecular function: protein binding. The coding region runs from base 9 to 1295 and encodes 428 amino acids. The record is from RefSeq and is a predicted model, not a curated record. The transcript is spliced from 4 exons. Gene Ontology annotation, cellular component: nucleus.
CUCCAGUCAUGAGCACAAUCGAAACUGGCGCAAAUGUACGUCUAGCGAACCACCCAAUCGCCAGAACCAAGGCGGUAGCUGUUUCUCCACUCGCACAAGGUUCUCUGAUUAUUUCCAUCGAUUCGUUGGCGACCGUUCUUUUACCCUCUGAAAAAGGUAGAAGAUGUGACGCCUGCCAUACAAUACCUACGUCUCUACGGAAGUGCUCAGGAUGCGCAUCAUUCUACUACUGUGAUACUUCAUGCCAGUCAAUGCAUUGGAAAACGUUCCACAAGCGAAUGUGCAAACAUUUCAAUCGAUAUACAACUUCGUCUUCUUUCCAAGCACUCGCUGCUCACGAGAAGAUGGACGCACUUUUAUUGUCUCAUCUGGCUGUCCUCGUACCUUCCCAAGAAGUCCGAGAAGAAGGCAGUUCCGCCUUGGCUGUAUUCAUGUCUUUACUGCCGGGUUCCGUAGAGGUUGCCACCCCGCCUAUAUGCACAAACGGAUCUCCUCCCUCACCUGAAACCUUGCGCUUUCUCUUCUCACGAUUCGGCAACAAUAAUUUUGCCAUGCAUUCCCAUUUCAAUACCUUUGGCCACGGAAUUUUCCCCCUCGGCAGUCGAUUAUUCAAUCAUUCUUGCUUGCCCAACGCUGCGGCGAAGUACAUCAUCUCUCCGUCGCAUCCGCCAAAAAUGCAUGUUGUUGCCCUCAGAAACAUUGACCCUGGAGAGGAAAUAUGUCUAACUUACGUAGAUCCUGCGCUCCUACAAUCGCGGCAGCAAAUUUUCGAGUUGACCUACGGAUUUAAAUGCCGCUGUUCUUCAUGUAUUUUUGUCGAAGGACUGGGUCACAUUCCUGAGUUGCCCAGUGAUCCAGACGGCGUUGCGCGGGUGGUUAGGAAAUUGCGCGAGUUCGUGCCUGCUUCAAGUCAUGAGCUGUUCAGCAAAACCAAAAAACUCCCGGACGAGCUACUCUGUAUCUUCCACGAGUCUUUCCUGUCAAGAAUCUCGGAAACAUUUAGCAAUGCUUCUCAUGAUGGCCCAUAUGACUUGGCCCUCGAUGUCGGUGAAACUAUGCUACAGAUCUAUCAACUUAUCUAUCCAGAAAACUAUCCUCAGAUCGGACUGCAUUUGCUAGAAAUGGCGAAGACAGGAUGGAAUCAGGUUGUCAGUACAGGAUCAUCCAACGUGGACCGACCGCGCAAAUAUGUCAAACAGGCACGUCAGAUACUUCUGAUUAUUGGUGCAGAGGGCGAUGAUGGCGGCCCCUUGAAGGAGAUCCAGACUCUCGAAGAUCUUUUGAAUACUCAGUAAGCACGGACCAAGCAUCGGUGCGUUGAAAACACAAUUAUAUAGAAUCUGUCACUGGUGUAAGUAAUAAGACUGCACGUGUACUUGAAUAGGCGAGAGAGAGGCGUUAUCCUUAUCACAAAGUCCGAGGAGGAAAAAAAUGGUCUGACACGUAUGUACUGUAGAUAACGUUGCUACAGGACCGAAUACAUAUUCAAGAUACAGUCGGACUACCCCUUUUUCCUUCCCUUAAAUAAAUCGACCU